Molecule: messenger RNA, 675 nt
Organism: Mizuhopecten yessoensis (Yesso scallop)
Lineage: Eukaryota; Metazoa; Mollusca; Bivalvia; Pectinida; Pectinidae
Exons: 1
Coding region: 1-675 (224 amino acids)
Source: RefSeq, a predicted model, not a curated record
AUGGAGACGAGGGGAAUGGGAGGCUGGAUACGAGUGGGAUGGGAGGCUGGAGACGACGGGGAAUGGGAGGGUGGAGACGACGGGGAUGGGAAGCUGGAGACGAGGAGGAUGGGAGGCUGGGGACGAGGAUCGGGAUGGGAGGCUGGAGACGAGGGGGAUGGGAGGCUGGGGACGAGGGGUAUGGGAGGCUGGAUACGAGUGGGAUGGGAGGCUGGAUACGAGUGGGAUGGGAGGCUGGAGACGAGGGGAAUGGGAGGCUGGAUACGAGUGGGAUGGGAGGCUGGAGACGAGGGGGAUGGGAGGCUGGGGACGAGGGGGAUGGGAGGCUGGGGACGAGGGGUAUGGGAGGCUGGAGACGAUGGGGAUGGGAGGCUGGGGACGAGGGGUAUGGGAGGCUGGAGACGAGUGGGAUGGGAGGCUGGGGACGAGGGGUAUGGGAGGCUGGAGACGAUGGGGCUGGGAGGCUGGGGACGAGGGGGAUGGGAGGCUGGGGACGAGGGUCGGGAUGGGAGGGUGGAGACGAGGGGGGUGGGAGGCUGGGGACGAGGGGUAUGGGAGGCUGGAGACGAGGGGGAUGGAAGGAUGGAGAAAAAAGUCAAUGUGAGACUCGGAAACAUGCAAUACCAUCAUGUUGUUAAACAAAUUCCUUACAUACAGAAAACCCCAAACAUGUGA